Saccostrea cuccullata (small rock oyster) is the source of this 673-nucleotide messenger RNA. Its product is annotated as multiple epidermal growth factor-like domains protein 10. The transcript has 8 exons. The record is from RefSeq and is a predicted model, not a curated record. Gene Ontology annotation, molecular function: scavenger receptor activity. NCBI's taxonomy places the organism in Eukaryota, Metazoa, Mollusca, Bivalvia, Ostreida, Ostreidae. The annotation marks the transcript as partial.
AUGCGUAAGGCCAGAUUAAUUUAUUUAAAAUGUAGGCCUCUGAAUUCACAAACCAUCGUGUGCUGUGAAAGCUACCAACUAAAUGAGGCUAGGGAUGGUUGUAAAGAGUGUGACCCUGGGUACUUUCAGCACAAUUGUACACGUAAAUGCCCGGAUGGUUCCUUUGGUGAACUUUGUAGAAAUCAAUGUAAAUGUAAACCAGGUCAGCUGUGCGACCAUGUGAUCGGCUGUAAGGAUGUUUCACACACUGUUGGAACAUCAAGUCAAGAUCCUGUUGGACACUGUCCGGAUAAUGAGAAUGGAUGCUGUAAUAACUAUUACAAUAACGGUACUGAGUGCAUAGAGUGUUCUCCAGGAUAUUUUGGUUACGAUUGCUCUGAACCAUGUCCGGCGGGAUAUUAUGGAGAACUUUGUGCAUCUGAGUGUACAUGUAAUCUGUCUCUGUGUGACCGUGUGACUGGCUGUAGUAAUGCCGGAUCAAACACGGAAGAAGACGAAUCUAUUUUUUCAUGGAAUAGUUAUGUGUUGCCAACAGUGACAGCAGUGGGAAGCUUAAUUGUUCUUUUUCUUAUUGGUAUUGGAUUAUUUUUUUAUUGCAAAAGAAGGAACGUGAAAAAAGGAUACGAGCCAAAACAUAUUAACAGUGAGUACAUAUUACCAACAACACCAUUAA